AAUACAAUCAUAUAAUUGAUAGUUAUGAAUAUCUACUUUCAUAACUCAAGGGAAUUUACUUAAUAUAAACACGAAUUCCCAGAAAUAGUUGGAUCAAUACUUAGUAGAUUAGGAAAUUAUGUGAAAUUAGUGAUUUGUGGGGACUUCAAUACCCCAAUCUUACAAAAUAGUAGACUCAGAGACCUAUUGUUUAAACAAAUCACUUUCAGAAGAUAAUUAUCAAAUAAAUAUAUAUCAUCCUAUACUGAUUGAAAGCCCACUAUCAAUUUCCUUAAGU
Messenger RNA from Paramecium octaurelia, 277 nucleotides. Lineage: Eukaryota; Ciliophora; Oligohymenophorea; Peniculida; Parameciidae. The record is from the annotation of a GenBank genome assembly.